Messenger RNA from Cricetulus griseus (Chinese hamster), 5416 nucleotides. Lineage: Eukaryota; Metazoa; Chordata; Mammalia; Rodentia; Cricetidae. The record is from RefSeq and is a predicted model, not a curated record.
AUGACAGCCGCUGCCAAUGUAAAUGGAGCCAUUGACCGUAUUUUACCGUUCAGCCACUGGUUAGGCUUUCAUGAAGAGGUCUCCAUUCUCCAUCCAGCAACAAAGAAAUGUCAAAUAAACAGCCCAGAGGACUUGACAGAAAGUAGCGAGGAGCUGGCUGUUCCAGAUGUCAUCAGCAGCAUCCGGCAACUUUCCAAGGCUGCCCUGAAGGAGGACUCCAAACCCAGCAAAGAUAACGAGGAUGCCUUCUAUAACUCUCAGAAGUUUGAAGUGCUCUACUGCGGGAGGGUGACCGUCACCCAUAAGAAGGCGCCCUCCAGCCUCAUUGAUGACUGCAAGGAGAAGUUCAGCCUGCAUGAGCAGCAGCGCCUGAGGCUGCAGGGCGAGAAAGGUGGUGACCCUGGGGACGAGCUGGGUAUCUUAGAGGCUGCAUCUCCUGUGUCCCCAGAUGACAACCUGCCUGAGAAGGCAGAUGGUGCCGUCAACAGCCACCGUGCCCUGCCCUCCCUGGCCAGCCUCCCCACCCAGGCCAGCCAACCCGCACCCCCGACCAGCCCUCGGGUUGGCUUCCCGGAGAGGAUUUUGGAAGACUGUGGCUUUGAUGAGCAGCAGGAGUUCCGGUCACGGUGCAGCAGCGUCACAGGCGUCCUGCAGAAGAAGGUUCAUGAGAACAGCCAGAAACCACAGCCAAGAAGGAGGCAUGCAAGCGCGCCCAGUCACGUGCAGCCCUCGGAUUCGGAGAAGAACAGGACCAUGCUCUUCCAGGUUGGCCGCUUUGAGAUUAACCUCAUCAGUCCAGAUACCAAAUCCGUUGUGCUAGAGAAGAAUUUCAAAGAUAUUUCCUCUUGUUCUCAGGGAAUAAAGCAUGUUGAUCACUUUGGCUUUAUCUGUCGGGAUUCUGCAGAGCCCGGGCUGAGCCAGUACAUCUGUUAUGUGUUCCAGUGUGCCAACCAAUCUCUGGUGGAUGAGAUCAUGCUGACUCUCAAGCAAGCUUUCAGCACGGCUGCUGCGCUGCAGAGCGCCAAGACACAGAUCAAGCUGUGCGAGGCCUGCCCCAUGCACUCUUUGCAUAAGCUCUGUGAGAGGAUCGAAGGUCUCUACCCACCACGAGCCAAGCUGGUAAUCCAGCGACACCUCUCUUCACUGACCGAUAAUGAGCAAGCUGACAUCUUUGAACGAGUUCAGAAAAUGAAGCCCAUCAGUGACCAGGAAGAGAACGAACUUGUGAUUCUCCACCUGCGGCAACUCUGUGAAGCCAAGCAGAAGACUCAUGUGCACAUCGGGGAAGGGCCAUCGAUUAUUUCAAACAGUACAAUCCCAGAGAAUGCGACAGGUGGUGGGCGGUUCAAGCUUGACAUUCUGAAAAACAAAGCGAAGAGAUCCUUAACUUCCUCCUUGGAAAAUAUCUUCUCUAGGGGAGCAAACAGAAUGAGAGGCCGGCUGGGAAGCGUGGACAGCUUUGAACGGUCUAACAGUCUUGCUUCAGAGAAGGACUUCUCACCAGGGGACUCUCCUCCGGGGACACCACCAGCCUCCCCUCUGUCCUCCGCCUGGCAUGCUUUCCCUGAGGAGGAUUCUGACUCUCCACAAUUUCGAAGACGGGCUCACACCUUCAGCCACCCACCUUCAAGUUCAAGGAGGAAGCUGAACUUGCAAGAUGGGAGGGCUCAUGGCCUAAGGUCCCCUCUCCUGAGACAGAGUUCCAGCGAGCAAUGCAGUGAUGGAGAAGGGAGAAAAAGAACCUCAUCCACCUGCAGCAAUGAGUCCCUAAAUGCAGGGGGAACCCCUGUCACUCCUCGAAGAAUCUCCUGGAGGCAGCGUAUUUUCCUCCGGGUUGCAUCUCCUGUGAACAAGUCCCCUUCAGCAAUGCAGCAAAAAGAUGGCCUGGACAGGACCGAGCUGCUCCCGUUGUCCCCUCUCACUCCCACUAUGGAGGAAGAACCUCUCGUUAUAUUCUUGUCUGGUGAUGAGGACACAGAAAAGGUUGAAGAAAAGAAGAAAUCAAAGGAACUAAAGAGUCUGUGGAAAAAAGCUAUACACCAGCAAAUUCUGUUGCUUCGGAUGGAGAAAGAAAACCAGAAACUGGAAGCAAGAAGAGAUGAACUCCAGUCUAGAAAAGUUAAGCUAGACUAUGAAGAAGUUGGUUCAUGUCAGAAGGAAGUCUUAAUAACAUGGGACAAGAAGUUGUUGAAUUGCAGAACCAAAAUCCGAUGUGACAUGGAAGACAUUCACACGUCCCUUAAAGACGGGGUCCCCAAAAGUCGUCGAGGGGAAAUUUGGCAGUUUCUAGCAUUACAAUACCGCCUGAGGCACAGAUUGCCCAACAAGCACCAGCCUCCAGACACCUCCUACAAGGAACUUCUGAAGCAGCUCACUGCUCAGCAGCACGCAAUACUUGUGGAUUUGGGGAGGACAUUUCCCACCCACCCUUACUUUUCAGUACAGCUUGGGGCGGGGCAGCUGUCCCUCUUUAACCUGCUGAAAGCUUACUCUUUGCUGGACAAAGAGGUAGGCUACUGUCAGGGGAUCAGCUUUGUGGCCGGAGUCCUGCUUCUGCACAUGAGCGAAGAGCAAGCCUUUGAAAUGCUCAAGUUCCUUAUGUAUGACCUGGGCUUCCGCAAGCAGUACCGACCAGAUAUGAUGUCACUUCAGAUCCAGAUGUACCAGCUGUCCAGACUCCUUCAUGACUACCACCGAGAACUCUACAAUCAUCUUGAGGAGAAUGAGAUCAGUCCCAGUCUGUAUGCUGCGCCCUGGUUCCUCACGCUCUUUGCCUCUCAGUUUCCCUUAGGAUUUGUAGCCAGAGUUUUUGAUAUUAUUUUUCUUCAGGGAACUGAAGUUAUAUUUAAGGUUGCUCUCAGUUUACUGAGCAGCCAGGAGGCACUUAUAAUGGAGUGUGAAAGCUUUGAAAAUAUUGUGGAAUUUCUGAAAAGCACAUUGCCUGAUAUGACUACCACUGAAAUGGAAAAAAUUAUUACCCAGGUUUUUGAGAUGGACAUUUCCAAGCAGCUACAUGCCUAUGAGGUAGAGUAUCAUGUGCUACAGGAUGAGCUUCUGGAAUCUUCCUACACCUGUGAAGACAAUGAAUCCCUGGAGAAGCUGGAAAGAGCCAACAACCAACUGAAGAGACAGAACAUGGACCUUCUAGAAAAACUCCAGGUAGCUCAUGCUAAAAUCCAGGCCUUGGAAUCCAACCUAGAAACUCUUUUGACUAGAGAGACCAAAAUGAAGGCUUUAAUCCGGACCCUGGAACAAGAUAAAAUGGCUUAUCAAAAGACUGUGGAGCAGAUCCGGAAGCUGCUACCAGCGGAUGCGCUGGCCAACUGUGAAUCGCUGCUGAGAGACCUAGCUUACUCUAAUAAUGACAAAGCCAAGACAGGAAAUAAGCCAUAGCUCCAUGUGGCCUCAGCAGAGAGCUCCCUUACAAUACCCGGAAGGUGGCACCUGUGCACUGCAGAUCUAAUGUCGACCAGAAAUCUGGUGGGACACCUACUACUGGUGUGGAGACCAUCAGUAGGUGAUGUAGCUCUCCUCAGAACACUCCACUCCUAAGCCAUCACAGACAUCCAGACUGGAUUUUCCUCUGGUUGUUGCCAACUAUGUACAUAAAUAUAUAUAUAUGGACAUAAAGAGUAGUGCUUUCAAAUCUAACAGUAGAUGUGUAUCGGAGCAAUUUUUCUUUUUCAGUCAAAACUUCGUGAAAUCCAUACCAAAUGGAAGUUGAAGUGAGAUAUCCUUUUGGACACACAUGGAAUCUUUUUUGUUUUUCUAGUGAAACAAAUCUAGAACAUCUUUGUAUAUUGAAAUAUACUUGAAAAAAAUGAAUGUAUUACCCCCCUCAAAGACUAGCAAUGUUUCACUCAGUGUGGUAGGCAGACACAUUUCUGUAGCUGUAUGUGGCUGCUCUAUGUAAGGGAUGUGUGAGUCUCUUAGGAAGGUGGAGCCCUUCUGCCCUGCCCACUGUGUGACAACCAGUAUGUCGUAUCUUCACUUACCUAGAGUCUGAUUAGGCUUUGCUUGAGACACACAGGGACAAAGCAGGACCUGUGGCUGAGUCCACCCACCUCAAAGUGAAGACGAAUGUUGCUAAUUUUCUAGCAGAUAGACCAGCAUUGAUAUUCGAACUGGAAAUAUCAGGCCUCAAAGACACAACUAAGCUCCUAAAUUGUCUGUAGUAGCUAUUUGCCUUUUUAUUUAGGUGACUUAGACAGUGGUAAACAGUUGCUUGGUGUUAUAUUUACCAAGUGACAAGGUUUGCUAUUUUCUCACAAAAUUAUGGGAGCCUUUCAUGUAAUUCUUGUGACCUUCAGUUUAGAAUAGGGAAAUAAAAGUAUGCUCGAUUUCCCAAAGAUGAUAUACCAUGUUGAGUUGCUUUUUAUCUUUUGCUCAAUAACCAAACACCCAAGAAUCAUUUUCCCCUUUCAUGUGAAAAUUUAGAACUGUGAAAUGUUCAGGAACAAACUGUCUAAAGUACACUGGAAGGGAAGAGAAAUUUCUCUAACCCAGUUCAAACCUGGACAAUUUUGUAUUUGGACUCCUGGCUUCUGCCAGGUACAGAUAGCUUAUGAGGGAGUGUGCAUGCAUUCUGGGUGUCUGGAUGGAAAGUAACUUUCCUAGUUCACGUUCAGUCCCUACAACAGAGAUGACUUGACAACAGUGCCUCUGAACAUGAAGGCGACAUUUCUGCCUUUCCCAACAGUGUUUAUUGUUGCUGCUUUCGGCAGUCCUUGUCUUUUUUGCAGAGGGGUUACUUGGGGGUAAUUUUCCUCAGAGAGAGUUUAUUAUACACAAAAUGAAAUUUUAUUAUAGCGCUCACAAGUCAAGAUAUAGAUCAGUAGGUGCCAAGUAUCUACAAGCCCUUUUAGGCUGUUCCUCACUUGAAUGUCACAAGUCUUGGGAUCAGGGUGACCUUGGAUCCAGGGGGCUUCCUCCCCAAACAACCAAGUCUUAUUAUGUAGGAGAGUUGAUUCAGCUUCUAGAUUCUCAGAAGUGCUUGUUCUAGAUUCUCCGUUAGGUUGAGGGCCAUUAGUUGAUCAGUUGCUUGGAUAUUCUGAAAAUUUCUUCAUUUGUAGCAUCUUCUAUUCUCCUACCAGGAUGAAGAAGAGCACAGUAUUACUUUCUGAUGAUAGAAAUUGCCUUAUGGGUGUGAUGCACAGGUGGUGACUGGGGGGGUCUUCAUGUUGGGGAAGGAAAUAUUUUCUUUCUGUUUCUCAGUUAAACGUACAUGAUAUUCUGGAUGUUCAAAGUCAGCAAUUAAGACAACGUGGAUGCAGCAUUUUCUUGUGAAAAUGAUUUUUCUUUCUCAUUUGUGAUUUUAAAAAACGUUACACAAGUUCUACUUCGUCAUUUUACAUCUUCAUCAGGUUCAUGUAAUGUCUAUUCAUUUCCAAUAAAUAUGUUGCUGCCAUUUCCUGAA